CCUGCUUUCAGUCAUCAGCUAACAUGUUUAAUGUGCUGUGUGAAAGAGAACCUGAUCGAGCAGAAACCUUCUGAGCAAUGGAUCUAAAACAUCUUAUAUCGCUCAAAAUAGUUUUAUUUUUGCUGUCAGUGCUCACCAUCAACACUUCUGCACAGAUUUGCAUAGCCCCAGCCCCAGUGGAAUUUAAUGAGACCAACAAAAUUGGUGAAACAGUUACCACAAUAGUCAUUCAGGAAGGAGUCACCCUUCAAAUUACAGCAAAUCCUUAUGACGCCUUUGGAAUAAAUGGCAGUUUGCUAGUGGCAAACAAAGUACUGGACUAUGAGACGCUGCCUGAUGGUGGAGGCCUGACUGUUGGCAUAAGCUGUAUGAAGGAUGGGGUGGAUCCACUAAACAUACGGGUAUAUGUCAUUGUGAAAAACAUCAACGACAACGCUCCAGUUUUUGCAAAUAACAUGUACACUCUGCAAGUUGAUGAGCUAUCUAAAGUUGGUACAUCAGUGGGCAAAAUUGAGGCUACAGACCUUGAUGGAGAUCGACUGUACUACCGCCUGGAAUCUCCAAUGGAAGAAUUUGGACUGCAGACAGAUACUAAUCCAGUAAUUCUGGUGAAAAAGGUUUUAGAUUAUGAUACUAUUAAAGAAGUUACUCUGAAACUAUUUGCUCAGGACACGCCCUUAUCUUCACCUGUAGUUCAUACCACCAGCACCAACAUCAUUGUCUCUAUCUUAGACAUCAAUAAUCGUCCACCAUGGUUCCAGCCUUGCACAGAGUCCAUUGUUGGGACAACCAAAAUCUGCCUCAGCCCUAGAUACACAGGGACUGUCAAUUUAAAUGAACAAGCAGCUGGUCCAUUGACCUUGCAGCCUGGUCCAGUGCAUGCCAUUGAUGGAGACAAAGGAAGGAAUGACCCAAUCAGAUACACAAUUAUUGAAGGAAAUACAAAUGAUACAUUCAUUAUUGAUCAACAAAGUGGAGCUAUUACAAUGCAGAAGCCAGUGGGUUCAGCAAGCUCCAUCACACUGAUAGUCAUGGCAUAUGAGUUGGAGAACCCUGACCUGUUUGCAACCACAACUGUUACGCUACAAGUAGUGAUAAGUAGUAACCACAAACCGCAGUUUGUCAAACCCAAAUAUGAGGGUUUCAUCUCAGAGGACGCAGGUGUCGGCAGCCUAGUACUGGAAAGCAAGUCCACAAAUAUACCACUACAGGUUCAGGCCACAGAUGCAGACUUCUCUGAUGGAAUAAAUCCUCAUAUUAAAUUUGAGGUUCCUGUAGACAGUGACUUUAAAAUCACUCCAGACGGCUUCAUAAUCAUGACAAGAGCAGCUUCUCCUGGCAAUGUGAAUUUGCAAAUAAUCGUAGUUGAUGCCACAAAUAGUGAAUCCAGCACAGCAUCUCUCUCUGUAGAAGUCAUUGCAGGAGUAACCACUACGGACAUGCCCACCACAACCAAUAGGCCUACUACCACAGCCAUGAAUACAACCAUGGCUACAAGUACUUCCAAAACCACAAACAUGGCUAUAGAUACUACCACAAAUUCUGAUACUACUCGCAGUCCUUACACAGAAGGAGUGCCAUUACCAUCAGGUGACUUCAGGACAGAGGACAUGAUAGCUCUUGGAGUGAGUCUGGCUGUAGCACUACUGCUCUGCUUUGUUGUUAUUGGUUUUCUGGCCUACACUCUUAGACGCUUCAAUGCAGACUGGAGGAAGUUAACUGAAGCCAGCAUCUUCCGGAGCUCACUGAGUGGGGGUUCCGGUGGGCCUAAAGAUGGAGUGCAAUACACGAAUGAGGGUUUUCAGGCUGAUGAAGAUGCGGACAGUUUGACUUCAAAGGAGGCAGCAGAAUUGCCGUUGCCACAAGGACCGGAGCUGAAUCACAAAGUUACGGAAAUACUGGAGACACAGCAUAGUGUUCCAAGCAAGAGCAGCAAUGGCAGCUUCACUCUUCCUACAGACUCUAGCAGCCAAAAUGCCUUAGACAACACAGAUAAUGAGAAAGAGGUGAAACCCAUUCUCACCAAGGAGAGGCGCAUGGAAGAGGGCUACAAAGCCGUGUGGUUUAAGGAAGACAUUGACCCGAAUGACAAGGACGAAGUGGUUAUUUCUGAGAGAGACCAGGACAUUGACCAUGAGGAUGAUGAUGAUGAUGAUGAUUUUGAUAAUGAUGUUAAUGGUGAUGAUAAUUAUGAUGAUGAGAAGGAGGAGGAGGAUUCUAAUUUUGCUCAUUUAUAGUAGGAUGUAAGUUUUGCUGUUUUAAAAUAUUGACUAUUUAGCUUUAUUUAGGGUUUAUUAGUACAUUUUUAAUCUUUGACGUGUGCUUUUGUUUUAAAUUAUACAUUAUGUACAUAUGAUCCUAAUAGUUCUGGAAAAUAACUGCCUAACAAAAUAAUAGAAGAGCUUCAGAUGGAGAUAAGAGACUUAUAAGUCAUCAAACACAGAACAGUUGGGGGAUUAUAAAUGUGAAGAUUAUGACUCAGUGAAUCUGUACUGAAUGUAUGUAUGUUUGCGUUAGCAGCCUUUCAGUGUGUUCCUGUGUUUAUAUGAUAAGAUACACUGAUGUUUAAGAGUUGUUUGGUACAGAAAACGAAUGCCCUUUAGCCACUAACCAUAAAACUGAUAGCCAGCAAUAAUAAAUGGCUUAUCUAUGAGAAAAUGACCUUUCAUCAUUUCGCAUGAGAAACACUGGCUUUAUGACUUUUUUAUUCUUUAUUGAUAUUAAUCCACCCUGAUGAGGUUACUUAAAGUGGCAAGUAAACAUCUUCAUAUAAAUUUAAUAUGCAAUAUUAAAUUUAUAAUAAAUUGGUUAUUGAUGGUAUAUUAGGAGAAAAAGCAUUUUUUUUCUACAGACACAGUUGUGGCCGACACAUUUACAUUUUAUUUUUUUAAGCCGAUGAGAAAACAACAGAUCACCUGAGACCGCCGUGGGUGUUGUGUAUCAUAAUAAUGAGGCAAAUGAUGAGUGAAAAUUGAAUCAAUUACAUUUACCAACUGCUGUUGGUAAAUGUAAUUGAAAUCAUUCAUUAGCCUGAACAGCACGCAAUUUAAAUGCCACUGUGUACACUUUAUUCUUUGUGUUUGAGGCUGCAUAAA
Molecule: messenger RNA, 3095 nt
Organism: Hemibagrus wyckioides
Lineage: Eukaryota; Metazoa; Chordata; Actinopteri; Siluriformes; Bagridae
Gene: cdhr5b
Product: cadherin-related family member 5b
Exons: 15
Coding region: 78-2237 (719 amino acids)
Biological process (GO): cell-cell junction assembly; calcium-dependent cell-cell adhesion; homophilic cell-cell adhesion
Cellular component (GO): catenin complex; membrane; adherens junction
Molecular function (GO): calcium ion binding; cadherin binding
Source: RefSeq, a predicted model, not a curated record